AUGAACAACGCGGUUAUCUUCACUAUCCUCAUCACCACAGUCAGCACCAUCCUUACCAUCAGCACCAGCAUCACCAACAUCACCAUGCUCAUCACCUCCCCGUCAUUGGCACAUUGUCCUCACGGAGCUCAGAAGAUGGAUGGCAGGGUCCCUGAAUCCCAGCUUCCACCACCCACCUCCACAACAUUCUCCUCCCACAAUACCAAGCUGUCCAAUGGGAACAAUCAGAACCUGGCUGAGGUAUGCGGGAGAAGCAGAGUCACAGGGAAGAUCUUUGGUGGUCAGGCGGCAGGGCCAGAGCGGUGGCCUUGGCAGGCCAGUUUGGUUUACAACGGCCGGCACAUCUGCGGAGCCAUCCUCAUUGCCAGCAACUGGGUGAUCUCUGCUGCUCACUGCUUCCGAAGGUCCCAAAACCCAAUGGACUACCGCAUCCUGCUAGGGUACAACCAGCUCAGCAAGCCCAGUAGGUUCAGCAGGCAGAUCAGAAUCGAUAAGGUCAUCAUCCAUGAAGAUUACAACAGGAAGUACCGCUUCGGCAGUGACAUCACUCUGUUACAACUGGUUCUCCCUGUGGAUUUCAACUCUCACAUCCGGCCUGCCUGCCUCCCAGACAAUGAGACCAUGUUGCCCAUGAAUAGCUCGUGCUGGAUAACUGGCUGGGGGAUGUUCGCUGAGGAUGUUUUAGUGCCAACAACUUCCCACCUGCAGGAGGCCAACGUCAGCCUUGCAGACCAAGACAAAUGCAAGAGGUUUUACAUUCCCCCUCCAGGCACGCCUCUAGACCAAGUGGUGACUGUACAUGAAGACAUGAUAUGUUCCGGUGGCUUUUGGGAUGACAAGACCAUCUGCCCAGGAGACACUGGGGGCCCCUUGGUCUGCUUCCUGAAUGAGGCCUGGCACCUCGUGGGUGUCACCAGCUGGGGUUGGCACUGCCGCAGACCUGUCGGCUACAGCGUCUCUGUCAGGGUCACCUACUUUUCCAACUGGAUCAAGGACAAGCAGCGGGUCACUCCAAUACCCAACCCCUCUGCUGCCCCUCCUGAGGAGACGCCCCCUGCCAUGACCAAUGUCUACAUUCCUGAAGAGGGCACAGCGUGCCUCAGGCCAAGAGUCUUCCUGGUGUUGCUGUCACCUGCAACCCUGCUGCUGCUGCUUCUCCUCCAGAGCCUGUGA
Ochotona curzoniae (black-lipped pika) is the source of this 1173-nucleotide messenger RNA. RefSeq names its product serine protease 40-like. Gene Ontology annotation, molecular function: serine-type endopeptidase activity. Lineage: Eukaryota; Metazoa; Chordata; Mammalia; Lagomorpha; Ochotonidae. Gene Ontology annotation, biological process: proteolysis. Bases 1 to 1173 code for a protein of 390 amino acids. The transcript is spliced from 6 exons. The record is from RefSeq and is a predicted model, not a curated record.